This is a messenger RNA of Acanthopagrus latus (yellowfin seabream), 1980 nucleotides long. It is a transcript of the gene aebp2, whose product is annotated as AE binding protein 2. The record is from RefSeq and is a predicted model, not a curated record. Gene Ontology annotation, biological process: regulation of transcription by RNA polymerase II. The transcript is spliced from 8 exons. Bases 143 to 1513 code for a protein of 456 amino acids. Gene Ontology annotation, cellular component: ESC/E(Z) complex. Lineage: Eukaryota; Metazoa; Chordata; Actinopteri; Spariformes; Sparidae.
CGGCCAUGCGGAGCCCCGACGUCAUGCAAACCCCCUGCUGUGUUUUACGCUUGAAGCGGAGAGUGUGAGUGGAGGAAGAAGGGCAGCCUGGGGCAACUUUUUGGGUAGAACAUCACUAAAUACCUUUUCGUGUUGUUCAAAAAUGGCUCAGAUAACGAGCGAAGGGGCAGAACAAGAUUCUCAGCCGACGCCGGAUCAAAACGGCACCGGUGAAACGGCAGAAACCGGCUCGGAGGGACAGGCCGUGCCGGACCCCAAACAGGAACCGGGCGACAACAACGAGAACAGAGAAGGAAUGGACGUGAGCAGCCGUGGUGGUGCGGCGGUGGAGCCCGGGGACAACUCGUCUCCCGCUCCCGACUCCGACAAAGAAACAGCGUCACCGACCGAGAAAACAGACAACGAUGAAGGGGCACACGGCUGUAAAGUCUCUGAACCGGGGAAAAGUCCCGUACAGGGGAGUUUGGCGAGUAGCACUGAUUCUGCACAAGAGGGCUCCCGGGUGCUGAAACAAGAACAAAGAGAGGGGGAGAACGUGUCCUCCUCACCGCCUACCGACCGCACAAAGACCUCCGAGAAAGCCGAGCACGGCACCAAGAGACGGGCCAGCGUGGAGCUGACCUCGUCGGAUGGAGAGCCGCUCAGCCGGAUGGAUUCAGAGGACAGUAUCAGCAGUACCCUGAUGGACUUGGAGAGCACGGCGUCCAGCGGUCGCUCCACCCCGGCCAUGCUCAAUGGUCAUGGUGGAGGUGUGGUCGCAGGGAGCGGCUCAGCACCUGCGGGGGGCAAGUCUCUGAGCUACACGUGCUGCUGGGAUCACUGCCAGCUGCUGUUUCCUAGCAGCCCCGACCUGGCUGAACACAUCAGAGCCACACAUGUGGACGGACAGAGAGGAGGGGUGUUUGUGUGUCUGUGGAAAGGCUGCAAGGUGUACAACACGCCAUCCACCAGUCAGAGCUGGCUGCAGAGGCACAUGCUGACCCACAGCGGGGACAAGCCAUUCAAGUGUGUGGUGGGGGGCUGUAAUGCCACGUUUGCCUCUCAGGGUGGGCUGGCCCGUCACGUCCCCACUCACUUCAGCUCACAGAGUUCAUCCAAAGUGUCCAGUCAGGGCAAAGUGAAGGAGGAGUCUCCAUCCAAGGCCGGCCUCAACAAGAGGAGGAAACUGAAGAACAAACAAAGACGCUCGCUACCCCGACCUCAUGACUUCUUCGAUGCUCAGACCAUGGAUGCCAUCCGCCAUCGAGCCAUCUGCCUCAACCUGGCAACACACAUCGAGAGCCUGGGCAAUGGACACAGUGUGGUAUUCCACAGCACGGUAAUAGCCAGGAGGAAAGAGGACUCUGGGAAAGUGAAGGUCUUGUUGCACUGGACACCUGAAGACAUACUGCCAGACGUGUGGGUGAAUGAGAGCGACAGACUGCAGCAGAAGACUAAGGUGGUUCAUCUGUCCAAGCUACCUACAGACACCGCCGUACUCCUGGACCCCAACAUCUACAGGAUGUUCUUCUAACCGCCUCCCGAGGAACUCCAGAGGUCACUUCCUGCUAAUCAAACCUCCAGAAGGAUCACCUCCUUUUCCCUCUGUCUCCAGCUCUACGUUCCUCUUCUCCCUCUCCCAGAGGAUGCUGGGAUUUUAGUGACUUAUUGUCAGGGCUGUCUUAGGCCUCCAUUGUUUUCUCUAUUAGGUGCUGAGUUUACUGAGGACAUGUAGGGAAGAUGUUGCUCGUUUUAGGUAACAUAACUAGACUGAAAGCUAACUGACAGAAGUGUAACUGUAGACAUGUGUAGAGAGCUGUCUUUGUAAAUACUUGAGAUUUGUAAUAUAUUUUUAUACUUUGGAUUUUUUUACUGUUGUGUAGAUAGAUGUCUUUUUCUGCCAAAUGUUUUUAAAUAGAUUUAAAAACUGAUAAUAUUGAUCAUGUGCAUAUAGCAGUCAUUGCUCUGGUUUAAUGUCAUUAAACUCUGGCAACAACCACA